AUGUCGUUUGAUGGAACUCCGGCCGAGUAUACGAAAUUUCGUCGAUCGUUUGAUCUGCGGGUUAGAUGCAAACCCUUUACCGAUAGCUUUAAGCUUUCCCAGCUGCUGAUGUUGACAACCGGUAAUGCCCACAAGGCAAUCAUGCACCUUGAUGGUACAAGGGAGGGCUACGCCAAAGCCUUGGAUGUACUUAAGGACAGGUUCGGUCGGCCCUACCAGAUCGUUAAGUCAUGCUUGGAGAAAAUCACGUUUGGAAAGAGGAUCGGCCCCCAUGAUCCAAAGGGAUUGCUUGAGUAUUCCGACCACCUGAACGCUGUCUACGAGACUCUGUCCGACAUCGACCUACUUAGAGAGGCGGACACACAAACCACCUUGAAGGCCAUAUUUGAGCGAUUGCCGCCGGCAGUCCAGGUGAGAUGGGCGAAGAUGGUGUCACGUAUGGAAGAGGAGGAUAAGUUUCCGCAAUUGAAGGAUUUGGUUGAGUAUGUAAAGAAUCAAGCUAAGAUGAUGAACCAUGUGGUCUUUGAAGUCAAGUCAGUGGUAGCGGCAGCGCAACCAUCAGCUGCGGCGUGGAAAAACAGGACAAUGGCAGCAUUCCCACCAAAGGUAAAGGUUACCACACUUUCCACUCAGGCGGCGAGUGAAGAAAUGCAGAAGGGCGAAAAACCAGGGGGCGGGAAGCCGCAGUGCAAAUUUUGCAGGCAGGAACAUCUGAUUAUCCAUUGUCAGAAGUUCGAGAAGGAGGAACCCGCAGUCAGGAGGAGAUUUGCUAGGAACACUAUGCUGUGCUAUGGCUGCCUUGGCAGGUAUAAGAUUAAACACUGGAGAAAGAAAAGGCUGUGUAAAAGUUGUGGCGGUGAUCACCAUUCACUCCUCCAUACGCCAAGUCGUGGCGCAUCAGGUAAGGGCCAAGAGGAAUCCAUCGGACACCGAACACAGGGAGCUGAUGGAGCAGCUCGGCCAACCAGCAGGCAGGAUCGUUCAGGUCAAACCAAGACCCACAGUCAAACGGUUGGGUCGGUGGUAGCAUCAAAACCGGGAAAAGAUGCAGUGUUGCUGAAGGUGGUGCCUGUCCGUGUAAUUGCGGAGAACGGAAGAUCUUUCACAACAUGUGGUCUGCCAGACACUGGGUCUAGCACAACGCUGAUUACUAGGGAGUUAGCGGAUGCUCUGAAGAUGGCCAGGAGGAAGGAGACGAUCAUGGUUAACACUGUUCUAGCUCGAGGACAACGUCAGGAUGUCUCGGUCUGUAGUUGUAGCCUGCAGCCAGUUGGAGCUAACCAGUCAGUAAUACCUGUAAAUAAGGCCUACAUCGUUGCAGACCUUUACAUAAACAACAAGUAUCAUCCAAAGUCUGUCGAUCUGAGUGCAUGCGAUCAACUGCGGGAGAUUGAAUUUUCGACGACGGUUGAUUUUGACUCAGUCACAGUCCUUAUCGGAGAGAACGUACCUACAGCUCAUGCUGUGCCGGAAAGUCGCUAUGGUGAAGAACCUCAUAACCAACCUUAUGCGGUGAGAACACCAUUGGGAUGGUGUGUUGCAGGACCCACCAAUGAGCUGGCAUCGCCAGGGAUGAACGUCAGUUAUGUCGGGAUGAGUCAGGCAAAGGAGUUGGGAGUACAGGGUGGAGUUCAAGAUGUUGACCUCACAAAGGCCGUGGAGAAGUUAUGGGGAGUCGAGAAGCUUGGAAUCGAAAAUACGGGAGUACAGAUGAUGUCAGUUGAAGAUCGCCGUUCAUUUGCCAUGCUUGAAAGUGGUACACGUCAGACUGAUGAUGGUCAUUAUGAGAUUGGUCUCUUGUGGAAGAGCAGCCACCCAGUACUCCCGAACAACCCAAUGUUAGCAGAGAAAAGAUAA
Lineus longissimus is the source of this 1857-nucleotide messenger RNA. RefSeq lists its product as uncharacterized. NCBI's taxonomy places the organism in Eukaryota, Metazoa, Nemertea, Pilidiophora, Heteronemertea, Lineidae. The record is from RefSeq and is a predicted model, not a curated record. The coding region runs from base 1 to 1857 and encodes 618 amino acids. The transcript has a single exon.